AUGAUAUUGCUAACAAUUUUGGCACUUCUAUUACAUUUACUCUAUCGACUCUAUCGACAUUUUUUUCCAACGCCAAACAUCAAUCCCAAUGGUAAAUACAUUUUUAUUUCUGGGUGUGACACGGGUUUCGGUCAUGGAUUAGCUAUCAAACUCGAUAAACAAGGUUUCAAUGUUCUUGCUGGUGUAUUUUCUCCUGAUAACAUCAGUUCUCUCCAAAAGGAACUUUCAUCACGAGCUACUGUCUUUCGACUUGAUAUUACUAAACAAGAUGAUAUUGAUACUGCAUUUGAAUUAGUUAAAGAAAAAACGAACGCAUUGCAUGCUCUUGUAAACAAUGCAGGAAUCAGUAAAAGCGGUUUCAUUGAUUGGAUAAGCAUAGAAUCUAUGCGUGAAAUAAUGGAUGUGAACUUUUUUGGACAUGUCGCAAUAACAAAAAAACUUUUACCUUUACUAAUAGCAAAACGCGAUUCUCGUGUUGUUAAUAUUUGUUCCGUUGCUGGUUUUCUUACUGUACCGAUGAAAUCAGCUUAUUCAGCGUCAAAAUAUGCACUUGAAUCAUUUUCUGAUUGUCUUCGUCGAGAAAUGUUUCCGUGGAGUUUACGUGUUAGCAUUGUAGAACCUGGACCAAUGCGAACACCUAUCAUUGAAGGGCAUGAUGAAUUUAUGAAUAAGUUUUGGAGUCAUUUAUCUGAAGAUGUUCAAGCACGAUGGGGAGAAGAUUUUCUUAGGGUUCAAGCAAAAAAUAUAUCUGAAAAUUUUCUCUAUCGUCAUGCUGAAGAUCCGAAUAAAGUAGUAGAAGCACUUGAACAUGCAGUACUCAAUUCUAAACCCGAAAUUCGAUAUCGACCUGGUUGGCAAUCAAAAUAUUUCUUUUUACCAUUAUCAAUGGCUCCAGUUUGGUUGGCAGAUUUUAUUGUAAAUCGAGCGACUUAUUCUCAUGUUAAACCUGCUGGUGUAAGAAAAAAACAUUUAGAAUAG
Messenger RNA from Rotaria socialis, 978 nucleotides. The record is from the annotation of a GenBank genome assembly. NCBI's taxonomy places the organism in Eukaryota, Metazoa, Rotifera, Eurotatoria, Philodinida, Philodinidae.